Molecule: messenger RNA, 529 nt
Organism: Dufourea novaeangliae
Lineage: Eukaryota; Metazoa; Arthropoda; Insecta; Hymenoptera; Halictidae
Gene: RpLP2
Product: 60S acidic ribosomal protein P2
Exons: 4
Coding region: 80-427 (115 amino acids)
Biological process (GO): cytoplasmic translational elongation
Cellular component (GO): ribosome; cytosolic large ribosomal subunit
Molecular function (GO): structural constituent of ribosome
Source: RefSeq, a predicted model, not a curated record
GUUUCGUUUACCAGCGUGUGGUGCGAUCACAUUGCAUAUUUUGAGCGUCCACUGCGUUUCGUGUCGCAAGACUUAAAGAAUGCGUUACGUAGCCGCUUAUCUUUUAGCUACCCUGGGAGGCAAAACUUCUCCUAGCCAAAAUGAUAUUGAAAAAAUUUUAUCAUCUGUUGGAAUUGAAUCCGAUGGUGAAAAACUAAGGAAAGUUAUAUCACAAUUGAAUGGAAAAUCAAUUGAUGAACUUAUUGCACAAGGACAUGAAAAAUUGUCAUCCAUGCUAGUAGGUGGUGCUGUAGCUGCUGGAGCUGCUGCUGCACCUGCUGCUGGAGCUGCUGCUGCACCGGCUGAAGAAAAGAAAGAAGAAAAGAAGCCAGCGAAGGAAGAGUCUGAAUCAGAAGAUGAAGACAUGGGCUUUGGUCUUUUUGAUUAAAUUCCAUAACAGCCACAGCUGUGUAAUGACUGUUUGUACAGCUUUUGUAUUAUACAGUUUUGACAAAAUGAUUAAAAAAUAAAUUGCAUUUUUAAUUUAUUA